AUGUACGCCCACCUCUUCCCCCCUUCCUACAUCUGCCACUCCCCCCAAGCCUGCCGCCUCCUCGACCUAAACCCCGACGACCACCACCGCCGCGAAUUCCCCCUCUACCUCUCCGGCCAGCGCACCCUCCCCCGCACGCGGCCGUGGGCACACAACUACGGGGGGCACCAGUUUGGGAUCUACGCGGGGCAGCUCGGCGACGGGCGGUGUAUCUCCCUCGGCGAGAUCGUGAAUCAGCGUGGAGAGAGGUGGGAAUUGCAGCUGAAGGGCGCGGGCCGGACACCGUACUCGCGCUUCGGUGACGGCCUGGCCGGCUUGCGGAGCUCGUUGCGUGAAUUCCUGGCGAGCGAGUACAUGGCGGCGUUAGGGAUCCCGACCACGCGCGCUCUCUCUGUCGUCGCGACGCAUCUGCCGGUGUAUCGCAGCGACCCGGACCAGCCGGAAGUGAGCGCGGUGCUGGCGCGGCUGGCCGGGUCGUGGGUGCGGUUUGGCCAUUUUGAGCUGGUGCAUUAUAGGAAUGAGAAGGAGUUGGUGAAGCGGUUGGCGGAUCAUGUUAUUAAGCAUCACUUUGCGGAGUUGUUGCCGAAGGCUAAUGUGAAUGCUGCUGUUGGGGCGGGGACGGCCGCUGUCGACGUCAAACUCAACAAGUACGCGCGGUUCUUCCAGGAAGUGAUCCGCCGCACCGCCGAUCUGGUCGCGCAUUGGCAGAGUGUGGGGUUCGUGCACGGGUGUUUGAAUACCGACAACAUGUCAAUCCUCGGCCUCACCCUCGACUACGGCCCCUUCGGCUUCCUCGACGCCUACGACCCCUUCUGCACCAUCAACGCCUCCGACCACGCCUCCCGCUACUCCUUCGAACAACAACCCAAAAUCGCCCUCUGGAACCUCUCCAAGCUCGGCCGGACGCUGGCGCAACUCAUCGUCCCGCCCCCUGCGAGUGAUAAUAGCAGCAGGAGCGGCAAACGGCCGGUGUACCGCGUGCAAACGAGUCUUGUGGGCGAGCAUGUCGUGAAGGGGGAGGAGGUCGUCAGGGAACUGUUGAAGGAGUUUGAGGGCCGGUUUGUGGAGACUUGGGCUGCGUUGAUGGGGAAGAAACUAGGCCUAACUACCCCCCUCGACACCGACCUCCCAACCCUAAUCAAUCCGCUCCUCGAGCUCCUCUCCGACACACAGGCUGACUAUACACUCUUCUUCCGGUCCCUCUGCUCUUUUCCCUGCGACGAGGCCGGAAACACAGACGAGACCACAAACCGACGGCACCCGAACACCAGCACCGACUCCCUCGCCUCCACAUCCUCUGGGCGGGCGAGCACAUCCACAUACGACGAAGACGAUUUCCCACCCGUGGACGAAGUCGUGGCGGCGUGGCGGGACUGGGCGGGGUCCUACCGUGCGCGGUUACUUUCCCAACUGCCCCCAGGCGGGGAUGGGUCCGAAGACGCUGUGAAGCGCGCCGAUGAAACCCGGCACGCGGCGAUGCGGAAAGUGACCCCGAUGUAUGCGCUCCGCGGGUAUAUACUGGACGAAGUGGCCGAGAAAGUCAUCGCGGCCGUCAAACCCGACCCCACCAACAUCAACCCAACACCCGCACAAACAUCACAUCCCCAACAACGCGUGCGCUCCGCAUCCAUCUCGGGUUCCAUACCCCUAUCGGCGGCCGAGUUGGGGGUGGGGAGAGAGGUGGAGCGGUGUAUGCGGGUGCUCGUUGGAGAUGUGUGGGGGGAUGUUGCGGAGGGUAAGGGCGGGUGGAAGGGGGAGGAGGAUCGGGAGGUUGCGGGGAGGUGGAGGGGGGAGCCGCCUUUGGUGAGUUUGGAUUUGGCGUUCACGUGCGUUUUUUUGGUGAUUGACUGUUCGUUGAUGUUGGCGUUCGCAUUUUCCUUUAGUCGGCGGUGA
This is a messenger RNA of Fimicolochytrium jonesii, 1893 nucleotides long. RefSeq lists its product as uncharacterized. The record is from RefSeq and is a predicted model, not a curated record. Bases 1 to 1893 code for a protein of 630 amino acids. The transcript has 5 exons. NCBI's taxonomy places the organism in Eukaryota, Fungi, Chytridiomycota, Chytridiomycetes, Spizellomycetales, Powellomycetaceae.